Fopius arisanus is the source of this 2673-nucleotide messenger RNA. RefSeq names its product neurochondrin (gene Neurochondrin). The transcript has 2 exons. The record is from RefSeq and is a predicted model, not a curated record. Gene Ontology annotation, biological process: regulation of neuronal synaptic plasticity; neuron projection development. Gene Ontology annotation, cellular component: dendrite. The coding region runs from base 271 to 2484 and encodes 737 amino acids. NCBI's taxonomy places the organism in Eukaryota, Metazoa, Arthropoda, Insecta, Hymenoptera, Braconidae.
ACCAGAACCUCGGAAAUCACAACGAUUCUCUUCGACCUGGACAACACCCUCAUAGAAACACGAAAGGGUGAUUGUUUAGCAUGCAAAAAGGUGGCAAAUUCCCAGAAUUAAUUUUAGACCAAACCAAAGAGAUAAAUCUAGAGUGUCAAAAGGGCAAGGCUAGUCAUCACCGAGAGGAUUGGGAGUGGUGCCAGUGAUAUCCUGACUCUCCACGAAAAUCUCCACGAGAAUCUCCACCGAAAUACCAAAAAUCCCCAUUAAAAAAAAAAAAUGAGUAUCCCAGAGGGUGUGAUGAAAUGUGUAUCAAUUCUGAAGAUGGUGAGCAGUGAUUCAGAGAAAUUCGCAGCACUUUUUAUGGUGACAAAAUUGGUGGACAAAGAGUGCAGUGUCGAGGCGAAGAAACUCCUCUUCGAGGCGAUAGGUUCAAAAUUCCUGAAGAAAUUAUUGCUGAGCAAUGAAGUACCAGUGGAUUGUCCACCCCAGGUGUGUAAAUCGGUGGCUUUAUCGAUCCUCUCAGCGUUCUGCAUGGAGCCAGAGCUUGCCUCCCACCAGGAGAUGAUAGUCCAGGUGCCAGGUCUCCUGGCGAUGGUGUCGCAGAGUGAAGAGGACGCGUCAGACGACAAUCUGAUAGCAGUGAGCGAGGCGUACACCGUCCUGGAAGCAAUAGCCCAGCAUCCCCCAGGUCAGAAGGCCCUCCUGGAAGAGAAAGCUAUUCCCAAAAUGUGUGAGAUCUACUCGGAGAAGAGUUUUCAAACGGACAAAGCCCUGAAUAUCCUCGUAGCCCUGGUGAGCCACCUGGGGCCUGAGGCCUGGGACGCCCUAGACACCUCCCCCUUCCACGGAAUUCUCAAUAAAAUCGCCCUGGACUUCGAGACAGAUCACUCAGAGCGUAAAUUCCAGCUGUGCCCCAUUCUCCAGGCACUCCUGUCAUCCUGCAGAAAAGAGGCUGUCGCUGACAGCUGCAAGGAGGAAUCCUGGCCCCAGAGUCUCCACAAGGGCCUCUCUGAUAUUCUCUGCUCGAAGAUUGGAAAGAACCAGAGAGAUCCCGCCCUCAAGCUCGCCUCCGCCAUCCUGGAGGUUCUCGGAGCUGAAUGGGCAGUCAUGGACGAGGAUAAGCCAAAAGUUCUCUUCCUCAUGCUCAUCCAACUGGCAUCAAUCGAGAUCAGGAUGCAGCUGGAGGGCAAACAAUUGAAGACUGUUGUCCAGAGUGGUGAACUCAUCACAUCUUGUUUCGUUAUCCUGGAGAUCUGCCUGUCGUACAUAACGACCGAUCAGCUCGAUCUUGAGCAGAAGGAGAAACAGUCUCUCUACACAGCCCUCAAGGGUGCAUUCUCAGCAGUCAUUGGUCUGUUGACGUCUGUCUCCAAGAUGAAGGAAUUGACUGACAUCAAGGAACGAGUCUUUGUCUGCGCUAUGGUGAGAGUUCUCGCAGCCUGGCUAGCCCAGGAGACGUCUGCCAUGAGACCCCAGGUCUACGCCAUUCUCCCAUUCAUCCUGACAGUCGCCAAUGACACGUUUUACGCCAACAGGAAUAGGAGACUCUCGGAGAAAGCAAGGGCUAGGUCUGACGAGUGCUCCUCCAUGGAUAUCCAUCAUGAUCCUCUCAGUGAGGUCGAUGUACUCAGGGUUAUGCUGCCAGCUCUAUGUUAUCUAGCUGUUGAAGAAGAGGCCAGGAAGAUUCUACUCAAGCACAAGCAGGACGAGGUGUUGUUCGAGUGUCUAUCGUAUCACUGGACAAUUGUUCAUUAUAAAAAACCACCAGUACCGAGGGCUGAACGUCUCAAGGCACUCAAGGAACCUGAGAAGGAGCUCGAUCCUAAGACCCUCGAGGAAAUGAAAGACUCCAGAGCUGCCAUGGUAUCUAUCUGCAAUGUACUCAUGAAUAUUACUGUACUCGAGGCUAAACUCGUGGAGCAAUCGCCAACAUUUGUCUCGAUUCUCAAAUUUAUUCUGAAUAAUCUACCUGAGUUGAAGCAGACCAGUGAUAAUCUCGUGCUUCAUGGACAUCUAGCUGUCCUUGGUCUGCUGUUACUCAAACAACAGGCGAAACUUGUGAAGAAAAAUGACUUCAGCAUCUGGAGGUACAUCCAGGCGACGAUAAGAUUUCUCUGGGAUGCCUACGUCGUUGAUGAGAGCAGUGAUCCCACUGAACUUGUUGUUGCAAUGUUCUAUAAAGAACACUGGAUGGAGAUCAUGGAGUUGUGGUUCCUCGGGAUGCAGACCAUGGCUGGGGUAUUCUCACUUAUCCCCUGGCUCACCGAAUUCGCUAUUGAGUCAGAGUGGAUUGAGGGCAUGAUUGAGGUACUCAAGAAGGUCAGGAUUGGAUCUCUACCUCCUAAUGUCAAAUCUGCUUAUGAGGAUUUACUUUGUCAUCUUGUCAAGGCUGAUGCCAAUGUUGUUUCGGUACUCAAGAAAAAUGGGGCACUCACUGUCUGCAGGAAUCAUCGGAUGAUGGAACUUGGCAAGAGCCUCUUCGGGGAUUGAGAGGGGGGGGCAUACGUGCAGCUACUUUUUCUCGAGGGUCGAUGUACAAAUAGGCAUUUAUCAUUUGUUCAUUAAUUUUUUUUCGGGGGGACAUCGAAAUCGGGGAAAUGUCGUUUUCUCGAGUAAAUUCUGAUUUUUAAGAAGAGAUUUGAAAAGAUUUGAAAAUUCUGGCGGUUUUUUUUUUUAUUU